This is a messenger RNA of Lodderomyces theae, 2148 nucleotides long. RefSeq lists its product as uncharacterized. Lineage: Eukaryota; Fungi; Ascomycota; Pichiomycetes; Serinales; Debaryomycetaceae. Gene Ontology annotation, molecular function: hydrolase activity. The transcript has a single exon. Bases 1 to 2148 code for a protein of 715 amino acids. The record is from RefSeq and is a predicted model, not a curated record.
AUGAUUUCAAGUGUGUUUUUAUUCAUCUGGGCUUUGGUCACGGUUGCAUUAGCUCACACUAUUCCAGGACACAGUUCCCUUCAACGUCAACUUAUUGCCAAGAGGGGGCCACAAGACCUCAUCGCGGACCUUUACCGCAAUUUGCCAGCUCCAGAAAUUGACUUUAUCAACUACCACAUCAGAAACUUGGCUUUUCCGAAUGGUACCAUUUCCAAAUGUGAUGAAUGCAAAAACAGAAUGAAGUACGCUAAGAACUUGGUUGAAGAGUACCCCGAGAACGAACAUUUGGUUAGUUUGUUAUUGUUCAGGGACUGCUUAAACAAGAACCCCAAAAAACCAACAGCUUGUGGAGACAAGGAUUUCUUCAUUACCACCGAUUCACAAAACUUUGAAGCAUUCACCGACAAUUAUGAUUCUGGUAUCACUUCAGGAUCAAGUAUCAACUUUUUUGACAAUGAUUUUCUUCACGUUAUUAAAAAUUUUAACGUUUCAAGUGAUUUGGAUUUAGAGUACUAUUGUUAUUUCAAGUGGAGUAAAGCUUGUAAAUUGCCAGAAACUCCCGAUGUUCAGGAGCUCUUUGAUAUUGAAAGUUGGUGGCCAGAGAAAAGGCUGGUGUACAACAGCCCUCCGGAGUACAAGAACAAUAGUGAAAAGUUUAACGUUGUUCACGUUACCGAUUUCCAUAUUCAACCAAGAUACGAAUUGGGCUCAGAGUCCAACUGUACUCAAGUGCCAUGUUGUUUGCCAGAGUCCUACAAUGCAGUUCUUCCUGGAAAAGACUAUAACUUCACCCAAUACUACAAGAACCUUGAACCAUUUGCUGACACAUUUGACUUCUCAUUCUACCCCGAUGCUCAUUACGACGAAAACAACCAAUAUGUAAAAGGCGAAUACUAUGAUUUCCCCAAGUAUCGUGGUUACAAUUGGCAAAAUGCCCCAGCAACAAGUUUUGGUGCUUAUCUUUCAGAUACUCCUGAAUUGCUCAUGAACAACUCCUUGAUUGAAGUUGCCAAAUUGCACAAGGAAAAGAAUUUUGAGUUCCUCAUCUUUACUGGUGACUUGGUGGAUCAUGAUACAAUUCACGCUACUCCCAACGUGACAAAGGAAUCCGAAGUGACGUCAUUCAACUUGAUGAAACACUUUUUGGACAACAUUACCGUGUUGCCCUCUUUGGGAAACCACGAUGCGUUCCCAUAUGCGCAAGUGGCACCAUUGCAGUUUGAUCGUAACAACUCUUACCAAUACAAUAUCGAUGACAUGGUCAAUUUGUGGAUCAACAAUGAAUGGUUUGAUGAGAAAGAUGCCAAUGAUUUGAAGCACCACUACACUGGUUUCUCAUAUGUUACAAAUAGGGGUUUGAAAGUGAUUGCUUUGAACUCCAAUGCUUACUAUGUUGAGAAUUUAUGGAACUAUGUUGAUCAAUCGACCAAUCCCGACUUGUUUGGAAACUGGAAGUUCCUUAUUGAUGAAUUAGUUGAGUCUGAGCAGAAAGGUCAAAGAGUCUGGAUAAUGGCUCAUGUUCCACCAAAUGGCGCUGACGCAUUGCCAAUCCAGUCAAGAAUAUUUGGUAAGAUUGUUGAAAGAUUCUCUCCUUACACCAUUGCUAGUUUGUUUUACGGACACACUCACGUUGAUGAAUUCACCAUUUUGUACAACACCAACGUCACUGCUGCUGAGGCUGUUGCUGAUGAUGUCAUCAAUAUGGCUUGGGUGGCUCAAUCUGUAACACCGUUCACCAGCUACAACCCUUCAUGGAAGUGGUAUGAAGUGGAGAAUGAAAGCUUCAACAUUAUCAAUGCUUACAACCACUACACGCAGUUGAAUUUGACAUUCACCAAUGGUGGUGAAGAGCCAAAAUGGGAAGAGGAGUACAGUGCAAGAGAUUUUUAUGAUCCAAACCACACAUGGCCAGAGGAUGCACCAUUGAAUGGUACUUUCUGGCACAACUAUGUUGCCAAACCAUUGUGGAACACCAGCAACAUCGAAUUUGCCCAAAAGUUUAUGGAUCUCAAGUAUAGAUUGAGUCCCUUGACGCCAAAAUGUGACGUCAAUGGUACUCUUUCAAACGAGUGUUACAACAACAACUGCUUCAUCAAUUUCUAUUCUGAUAAUAACAUCAAGUGCUUGAAGCCACUGAAGGAAUAUUGA